AUGAAUUUAAAUCAUCACCGGAAAAGAUCAACUUUCCAACAAGGUGGAGCAGGAGGCUUAAAGAGAAAAUUACCACCCUCAGAAGAUGGUGAUCAGUUGUUGGAUGUAUCAGAUACCUCAGAUUCCCAGUUCAUCAAGGGUAGUAAAGGCUCUUCCAGCUUUUCAAAUUCACCUUUAAAAGCAAUUAGACCAGGUAGAAGAAGGAAUGAUAUUAGAGAUUCUAUGGAUGCAAUUCCUGAAGAUCUCAAAACCAUGUUCUCUCAUAAUAAGAGCAAGGACGUCCCAAACUUGUCCUUAAAGCAUCCGUUCUCAAGGAAACCGCAAGUUCACGGAAUUUCAAACAAUCAGAUUCGUUAUGAUUCAAAUAGAAGUCCAUUAAGAAGAGAUUUUGAAGAAUCCAAUCAUCAACCAUUAGCAUACUCUGAGGACAAUAUUUUCCUUCCAAAUAGCGAUCAAUUUUCCAAGAACGAACACUUCUUCAUUCAGCCUUCUUCCUUCUCUCAGCCUCCCAAGAAAUUCUUCUUUCCUCCAUACAAUAGUAAGGGUGAUCAAGAACCUCAAUUCCCGCACUUGUUCUUGAGUGAUGAUCCGUACGGAGGCUUGCACGAUGAGCUUGAAACAGAAGAGACCAAUUCUGGAGACUUGACAUUCAAACCAGAAAUGACAAACAUGGGCUCAUUCAAUUUUUUCGGAAAGCAACCGUUUGGAUUGAAGAAUGAAGAGAGUUCAACCAAUUCAAAUCCGCAUUUUUCUUUUCAAUCAAUACCACGAGAGGAAUGUGACCUCUUCUCUCCACUGAAGAGUCGAAGAUCAACCGUCGAUCCAAACAGACCCAAUCAAGAAAGGCAACCUUUGUUCGGCGCAAACGACUUUGCUCUCAAAUGA
Molecule: messenger RNA, 885 nt
Organism: Naegleria fowleri
Lineage: Eukaryota; Heterolobosea; Eutetramitea; Acrasida; Naegleriidae
Exons: 1
Coding region: 1-885 (294 amino acids)
Source: RefSeq, a predicted model, not a curated record